AUGCAAACGACUACGGCCGGCAGUCGAGACCCUCAGCACUCUGGCUCGCCUCUGGCCCUCAGCGACAGCAACAGCAACAACAACAAUGACGAUGCUGAGAGCAAGCGCCGUAAGGCGACUCAAGCCUGCGACUACUGCCGACAAAAGAGGACCAAGUGUGGUCCCAUCCCCCGCGAGGAACUCGACCCCGAGGCCCGCCAAGCCGCCAUUGACCAUGCCUCCGGUCGCCAGAUCGUGAAACCAAAGCCGACUCGGAACAUUGGCCCACUACAGCCGACUCACUAUGGCAACCUGCGGCCUCGCUUCAACACCCUCCGGAACUUCUACCCACUCCAUCACUCUUACUUUGGCAACCCCAACCAAAGCGAUGACCCAAUGCGUAGACUGAUCGAAGAGGGGCACACCCCAUCCAUUGAGGCAUCCAGCAUACGACCUGCUUCAGCCCGGGGUGACCUGUGGCGGAAAGAGCUCACUGACCACCUGGUCGAGGUCUUUUUUGAGCACUGUUUCCAGGAUUUUGACAACUUCGACCCCAAGGAGUUUCUCAAGGACUAUGCUGAGCGAAAGAUCAACCCGUCUCUACUUAAUGCAAUCUGUGCCGUCGCUGCCAGGUUCUCUGACCAUCCCGACAUUGUCCAAGUGCCUCCAUAUCUCUCAGGAGAGCCGUACGCCGAAAAAACGAGAGAAAAGAUCAUGGACCUGAUCGACGAAGCGACAAUCAGCAACCUCCAUGCCCUCUUCAUCCUUUCUUUCUACGAGUACAGUGCAUGGAGCGGGCCGAGAGGUUGGCGUUUUGGAGGUCUGGCCAGCAGGAUGGGAAUUGAGCUCUACCUCCACAACCAGCGCGACGUUCCGACUUUAGAGGCGGAUAGGGUCAAGUUCGAAACCAAGUGCAGGACAUUUUGGAAUCUGAUCCACAUCGACAUUUUUUCAGCAGCAUCGGUAGGUCUACCAUCGAUUCUGGACGUUAAGCUGUACAACAUUCAGCUCCCCGACUAUCGGCCAGAUUGGUGGGUUGAAAGGCAUCAGGAAUUGGAGGCGGCGAUCAUUGGCGAGUUGGAGGAGGAGGACAGUGACAUCCAGGAGACCAUAUCGACUCAGCCGGAGACAACGCCCAAAGACCCAUUUGCAUCCAGGAUCUUGACCAAGCUGCAGGAGACGCGACGGCUUCGAGGCCACGGACCGGCCAAGUAUCUCUUUGAGCCGAUUGAGUUACUUUUUCUGGUGUCGCACUACAUCAACGGUAACACACUCGAAUCGGACAAAUGUCCGAGUGACCCCAGCUCGGAGUUUGCAGUUCUAGAAGGACGGCUGUCGACUUGGAUCAAGACCAUUGGGGAGGAGGUUCCAUUGACAACCAAGGAGCUCGUUGAGUCGGAGGAGAAUGUUGCGUAUAUUAUCCUGACCUCCUACAUGACUGUCAUUAUGCUCCACCGACCGAUCUUUGCAUUGGAGAAUGUGGUCGAUACGUCGUUUGUUGACCAGUCGCGAGUGCGGUGUGCAGAGGCCGCUACAAAGAUCGCAGAGAUUGUCGAGCAGUUUAACGAGAUUGACAUCAAGUAUCGAGGACACCUCUUUGUCUUUCAAGUAUUCACCGGGGCCGCUAUCCAUGUAACCAACGUUUUUUCAUCGGAUGACGCCUUGGCAGCCAACGCCAGACGCUGCCUCAACGUCCACCUCAACUUUUUGACAGUCUCCAGCCCUCACUGGACAGUCUCUGCUCGCCUCUACGCAAUCCUUCAAGACCUCUAUUCUGCCCAAGUGACAGUCAACGCCAAAAGCGAAUCAUCAACAGUGACAUCUGCCGCGACACCGCAGGACAGAUCGGGGUCCGAAUCGCCAUCGGACAGGGCGUCACCAUCUGGAGCAGGACAUUCGCCCAUGUCGGUGUCCUUGGAGAGUGUGCGCAUCGAUCACACCUCGAACCAUCAAGACGGCUCCGAUACGAAUACAGCGUUGACUAAAGAGUGGCCUUUGAUUAUGCCCCCAGGAUCCACAGCGUCGAGCAUGGACAACUCUACAACUUUUGGUGAUUCUCGCAGCGAUGGAGCUUCUGUUCGACGCGCUUCAGGGAUCGGGUUUGAUCACGAUGAGGCUGAUCAAGGCGAAACGACUACUUUAGCAGGCAGCACCACCAAGAGGCUGUCCAAGAAGGUGAAGAAAAUGCCGCCGCUCUCUCGCCCGAUCUUGCCGCGGCCGCUCAUAUCUGGUACCUCGACAACACAACCGGCACCAGAGGAAUCUAUGGCGAUGGCAGACUCAACAUCAGGGUUGGCAACUUCAACAGUGGCUCCUCAUCAAGGCGCAGCAUCACCCACCGUCACAUCGACGACGAUAAUGGUCCCGCCUGGACCUUUUUCACAGCCGCCGCCACAACCACCACUUCAUCCUUUGCCGCUACAGGUCUCGGCGCAGAAUAGCCGCCAUCAGCCACUACCGAUUCCCACCUCGCUUCACCCCUUAGGCACUCCGCCACACUUGCUACCAGAUCUGGAGUUCAUUGACUCUUAUAGUCUCGAGAAACCAAUGUCGACGCUGCCGCCGCCCUACCAUGGACCCCACUCUCACUUGCGAGGACAUGAGCAUCAGCUCCUGCAGAGAGUAUAUACAUGUAAUGUCAGCAGCGGCCAAACGGCGAUCCCGAUAUCUAAUGAAUCGCCGUCUUCAUCGUCGUAUAACCUGUACGAGCAAGGCAGGACUACAGCAUCGACGGCGACCUUUGCAGCCCAGCCGCCCCCUCCUUUGACGUUUAGACGUGUAUCGAUGCCGUUUAAACCGCUCUCAGACUACUCAGGACAGCCGACCUAUGCUCCUCCUCAUCUUCCACCACACUGGAAUGCUGAGGUCGUAGAUAACUAUCCACCAACCUUUGAAACUCACAGUCGGACUCCCCCUUCGGGUUUCCUUCCUCCUCCUUCACUCCAUUCGCAUCCCGGAUUACUACCAUCAUCAUCCUCGUCAUCUAAAGCAGCAGGAGGAGGGGGAGAAGGCUUCUUUUCCACGGGAAUCCCUAUAGACAACGAGUGGAUCGUAGACCAGGAUAUCGCGUUUGGAAGUCGAACCGCUCCCUGGCCAACAGAGAUCGUCCACGGGCGAGUCGGAGCUCGGGAGGGGAUGAUCGAGUACCAGCAUCUACAGAAUAAGCAGCAGGAGUAUAUGUCGACGCGGUUCAUGAGACAAUUGCCCGUAAUGGACCUUGGAACUAUCCACCCGUCUCUGACGACUUUAGCGCUGAAUCCUCAGCUAGGAGGGUAUGGUAGCAGUGCUAGUGAUGGAGGUGGUAGUGUAGGGAUGCAUUCGUUUGUGGAGACGUCGUCGUCUGCUGGAUUGGCGCCGUUUGUUCAGCAGCCACAACAACUAGUGCAGCAAGCUACUCAUCUUCAGUAUCCUGCGCAUGGGUCUGUCAUGCAGCCGCCCAUGCAGGGACUUUUUCAGUUCCAAGCACCUCAGCAACAUCAGCAACAUCAGCAACAUCAGCAACAUCAGCAACAUCAGCAACAUCAGCAGAGCCACCAACAACAUCAAUACCAACAGCAGCAGCAACAGAACCCUUCACAAACCUAUCAGCAAUACAACGCACAAAUGGUAUCCAAACCAUCACAGCCAUACUAG
This is a messenger RNA of Linnemannia hyalina, 3612 nucleotides long. The record is from the annotation of a GenBank genome assembly. Lineage: Eukaryota; Fungi; Mortierellomycota; Mortierellomycetes; Mortierellales; Mortierellaceae.